UCGAACAGCCACUUCCGUUCUUUUUGAUCGUGAAGUGUAACCAUGGCGGUCGGCAAAAAUAAGGGUGUCUCUAAAGGAGGCAAGAAAGGUUCGAAAAAGAAGGUUGUGGAUCCGUUCACGCGCAAGGACUGGUACGAUGUGAAGGCCCCGAACAUGUUCAAGAACCGCCAGGUCGGUAAAACUCUGGUUAACCGUACCCAAGGCACACGCAUCGCUUCUGACGGUCUGAAGGGCCGCGUGUUUGAGGUGUCGUUGGCUGACCUGCAGAAUGAGCCCGAUGCGGAGAGAUCUUUCCGCAAGUUCAAGCUGGUGGCCGAGAGCGUGAAUGGCCGUGAUGUUCUUACCAACUUCCACGGUAUGGACCUGACGACCGACAAGCUGCGAUCCAUGGUCAAGAAAUGGCAGACCCUGAUCGAGUGCUCGGUUGAUGUAAAGACCACCGAUGGCUUCGUGCUGCGCGUGUUCUGCAUCGGAUUCACCAUCAAGGAUUCGAUGUCGCAGCGCAAGACCUGCUACGCUCAACACUCGCAGAUCAAGAACAUCCGCGCUAAGAUGACGGCCAUCAUCAAGCGUGAGGUCACCAGCACGGAUCUGAAGGGUGUCGUGGAGAAACUGCUGCCCGAUUCGAUCGCCAAGGAUAUCGAGAAGGCAUGCCAGGUUGUGUACCCCCUGCACGAUGUCUACAUCCGCAAGGUGAAGGUACUGAAGAAGCCGCGAUUUGAUCUGGCCAGCCUGAUGGAACUGCACGGCGAUGGUGGUGGUAAGGCUGCUGAAGUGUCGACCGGUGCGGCUUCCGGUGUCGUCGUCGACCGCCCAGAAGGCUACGAACCUCCAGUGCAGACGUCUGUUUAAGCAUCGGCGGUGGUUUGUGGAGGGGUGGUGAAAUAUGUCAACUUGCCGUUCAUCUGCUGGAUGUGUGGUGUGGUUUGGCUCAUACAGAAGUAUAAUUUCCGACAAGAAUAGGGUUGCCGGCGUUUGGACAGGAAGCAACAUGGAGGCCCGCAACAAUUAAGAAAGGAAACAGAAUACAACAUUCGAGAGUACACAGGAAAA
Molecule: messenger RNA, 1053 nt
Organism: Anopheles funestus (African malaria mosquito)
Lineage: Eukaryota; Metazoa; Arthropoda; Insecta; Diptera; Culicidae
Gene: RpS3A
Product: 40S ribosomal protein S3a
Exons: 3
Coding region: 43-852 (269 amino acids)
Biological process (GO): translation
Cellular component (GO): ribosome; cytosol
Molecular function (GO): structural constituent of ribosome
Source: RefSeq, a predicted model, not a curated record